Molecule: messenger RNA, 732 nt
Organism: Micromonas pusilla CCMP1545
Lineage: Eukaryota; Viridiplantae; Chlorophyta; Mamiellophyceae; Mamiellales; Mamiellaceae
Exons: 1
Coding region: 1-732 (243 amino acids)
Source: RefSeq, a predicted model, not a curated record
AUGCGCGCGGCGCCGCACGCGGCGAGCCCCGGACGACGCUGCGCGUUCGUCCGACCUUCGGACCCGUCCUCCGCGCGCCGCGACUUCCUCCUCCCCGCGCUGAUCGGCCCCGCGCCCGAGGGCGGUCGUCGACUCGCGGGGCCCGCCGAGAGCUUGAAGUCCUACGCCGCCGAGCUCGCGCGGCGUAACGCCCGCGCUCGAUUCGUCGUCGAUCUCCAGGCGCGACCAUCACGACGGCCGGGACGUCGCGCGUCGUCGCGGUCGCCGCGGUCGUACUUCCUCCCAAACAUCGCGCGGCCCAUGGGCUGCGCGAGCUCGACGCUGACGAAGACGCGGAUAUCGCCCGACGGCGAUGCGGGGAGAGCGCGCGUCGCGCGCGACAGCGUCGCGAGCGUCGGGAGCGCGGGGGAGGCGCCGCGGGGUCAACGCGCGUUCAGGGAGACGAGGUCGACGACGACGACGACUUCGACGGUCGACGACGACUUCGAGACGCGCCGCGCGCAUAUCGACCGCGACGCCAAGGCGGCGAGGACCGCGACCGCGGCCGCGGUCGCGGAAGCGCGCGUCGCCGCGCCGCCGAUAUGCGGACGCGCCGGAAGCGGCGACGACCGGACGAUGAUGCGUCGUCCGAAUCGGAAUCGUCCGUCGGUAGAAGUCGACGAGGCGGCCGGAUUCGGUUUCAGGCGCGUUCUAUCUCACACUGGUUCCCAUACGACCCCGUCGGCGUGGUGA